AAAUGCAGAAAAACGUGUGCGCCUACAUCUACAUAUAUACUUAUAUAUACACAGAAAUGAAGCGAUAAAGCAGUAGUGCCGUGGCUGAGAUUUAUCAGAGUUUCUCAACUUGCAAUGGCCAUCCCUCUCCUCCUCCUCCUCCUCUUCCUUAUCUUUUCAGAUUCAUUGACGAAGAGCGAGAGCUUAGGAGUAGGGAUCAACUACGGCCAGAUUGCGAACAACCUUCCGUCGCCGUCGCGAGUGGCGUCUCUCCUCCGAUCCGUCAACAUCACCAAAGUAAAGCUCUACGACGCCGAUCCGAUCGUCCUCUCCGCCUUCGCCAACUCCGGCGUCGAAUUCGUGAUCGGAUUAGGCAACGAGUACCUCCAGAAGAUGACCGAUCCAAUCCAGGCCCAAUCCUGGAUCCAGCAGCACGUCCAGCCCUACAUCUCCCAGACCAAAAUCACCUGCAUCACCGUCGGCAACGAAGUCCUCAUGGGCAACGACACCCAGCUCAAAUCCUACCUCCUCCCGGCAAUGCAGACCGUCUCCGCCGCCCUCCGCACCCUCGGCCUCACCAAGGACAUCUACGUCACCACCGCCCACUCCUUCAACAUCCUCGCCAACUCCUUCCCCCCCUCCGCCAGCGCCUUCCGCCCCGAUCUCGCCGAGUAUAUGCAGGGGAUCCUCGCCUUCCACAAGCAGACCAACUCCCCCUUCCUCAUCAAUGUCUACCCCUUCUUCGCUUACAAGGACAGCAACGGCCAGGUCCUCCUCGACUACGCCCUCUUCCAGCCCAAUCCCGGCACCAUCGAUCCAAACACCAAUUUACACUACGACAACAUGCUCUACGCGCAGAUUGACGCUGUUUACGCGGCUAUUAAAGCGCUAGGACAUACCGACAUCCAAGUAAAGGUUUCCGAAACGGGAUGGCCUUCCAAAGGUGAUCCGAAUGAGUUCGGGGCGACGCCGGAGAAUGCGAGAUUGUACAAUGGGAAUCUGCUUAGUAGGAUAGAGCAGAGGCAGGGGACUCCGGCGAAGCCUCAAGUGGCCAUUGAUGUCUUCUUUUUCGCGCUUUUUAAUGAGAAUAUGAAGCCCGGCCCGGUCUCUGAGAGGAACUACGGCUUGUAUUACCCUGAUGGCUCUCCUGUUUACAACAUUGGGCUGCAGGGUAUUGUUCCCCGUAUGGAUUACUCAGCUUCUGCCAAAAAUGUUGGGAUGUUGUCAAGUGGCAUUCUUUCGUUAUUGAUAGUUACUAUAUGUUUGUUGUAGCGGAAGAGGGAGUUUACAGACAACACUUUUUCUUCACCAUUUCCUUUAGAGGGAAAACGUUCCAGGUCAGAACUGUUUCCAAUUCCAUAUUGGUCUGCCAUCUAGUUGAAAAAGUAAAACUAAUUUGAUGAAACCAUUAUGUAGUACAAAAACGUUUUACACAUCCAUCGUCACAUUUCCAAUAUCACUCGUCAAUAUUCAAAGGCGGUAUGCCGCCAACAAGUUGUUUGCUUCAAAGCAAAAACAAAUCCUGCCUUGGCGGCUAUUGAAAUCAUGAUUAAGUCGUUUUCAGUGGUGUUUUGUUUGACAUCAGGAUAUGAUAAGAUAAGAAAUUCUGCCUAAACAUGUAUGUAUGUAUGUAUGACUUUUUAUUGACAAUAUAAAGAAAAAAACGGCGCCUGUUUGAACGCGUCGCUGCCGUCUUUGCUCCUUGAUUGGCUUUGUUUACUACUACUGCUUAAGAUGUGUGAAAGCUGAUAAUUGCUUGAUAGGCUUUCCACAUUAAUCCUUGAAACAGAACUAAGUUACCCUCUUUUUUGUGCAGGUGAUGCUGCUAAAGGAGGCUUAUGCUAUGGAA
Salvia splendens (bonfire salvia) is the source of this 1828-nucleotide messenger RNA. Its product is annotated as glucan endo-1,3-beta-glucosidase 14-like. The transcript has 3 exons. NCBI's taxonomy places the organism in Eukaryota, Viridiplantae, Streptophyta, Magnoliopsida, Lamiales, Lamiaceae. The record is from RefSeq and is a predicted model, not a curated record. The coding region runs from base 115 to 1251 and encodes 378 amino acids. Gene Ontology annotation, molecular function: hydrolase activity, hydrolyzing O-glycosyl compounds. Gene Ontology annotation, biological process: carbohydrate metabolic process.